Molecule: messenger RNA, 1134 nt
Organism: Pseudovirgaria hyperparasitica
Lineage: Eukaryota; Fungi; Ascomycota; Dothideomycetes; Acrospermales; Acrospermaceae
Exons: 2
Coding region: 1-1134 (377 amino acids)
Source: RefSeq, a predicted model, not a curated record
AUGGCAAAAGCUGUGAAGAAGUCAGCGCGCUCAACACCACGGUUUAUAGUCCAAACACAAGCCUCGCACCCCCGUCCAGACCCAGAGUAUACGGAGCCCAACAGUGCCGGCAAGAGAAAGGCCAAUGCCGAAGCUGUGAAGGAAACCAUCAGACCCAAGUCAGCACGCAUAACCACCAAGCCAACCAACGCCAAAAAAGCGGACAAAGAUCCCAACAAUGAUAUACAGAUGAAACAAAUCAACGCAACUGAAGACACGCGCGAGUUCCGCAAAGUCACAUACGCCGCAACCAGCGGUGUCCUAAGCCCCUAUUUCACCACGCACCUCACAGCACCAAGCUCCACCACCACCCCCCUCGACGCCCUCCCAACUACCCCGGCAACACCACCACCACCACCAACCACCAUCAUCGCCGACCGUAGCGAUCGUGCCAUCCGCACCAGCACCAAAAUCCUCUACCUCCUCCACCACACCCUCACCCCGACCCAAGUCAAAGUCCUCUACGCCCAAUCCACCAGCAUCUCCGAGCCCAGCCAAAUCGCCGACACAGACCCCUGUCUCGCGCUCUUCGCGGCGCGCAGCACUGCCCUGACCAACCACUGGACGACGCAAAUCCUGCACAAGUACAGCCGGGCCAAAGUGCGCUGCGCGCUCGGCGUGUCGAAGAAGCAGGCAGGCCGGGACAUCUCCGCGCUGACGGACGAGGAGCGGCGGUACUUCUGGCAGAUGCUCUGGGAGGGGACAGGCGAGGAAAAAGAGAAGGAGAAGGAGGCGCGGGGGGAGGAGACGGAGGAAGAGGAAAGCGUGCUGCGUAUAUUUUUGAAGCCUGUUGCCGAGGUAGUGGAUUGGGAAUGUGUGUUCCGCGGGGAGACAAACGAGAAACGGAUGACGGAGCGGGAUAAGGAGGCUGUUGUGCUGAACCGCGAGUAUCUGCGAGAGACGUUUCUGUAUGCUAUGGAUAUCACGUAUAUGUGUUAUUUUGACGGAGGCAAGAAGGGGAAGGCGUCAAAGGAGGAUUGUGCGCGAAUGGAGGAGCUUUGGGAGAAGUGGCCCGGGGAUGUUGCGAAGAGACGGCCUGGAUUGGAUACGUUAGUGGUGCUGCCCGGAUUGGGUAUGCAAUUUGAGCUUCUGUGA